AUGGAUGAUACAGUAACUUCUCCAGGUAAUAAAAUGGGUGAUUCGGCAUCAGAGAGUGACUCGAGUUCGCUCGAUGGCGGAGCUAUGUUGCCUCCAAGCACCGUUUCUCGGGAUCAGUUGCAGAAGAGAAUUGAAUCAUUGCAACAACAAAAUCGAGUUUUAAAAGUUGAACUUGACACCUAUAAAUUGAGGGUGAAGGCUUUGCAGGAAGAGAAUCGAGCACUGCGACAGGCAUCUGUGUCAAUUCAAGCAAAGGCUGAACAAGAAGAGGAAUAUAUUUCUAACACUCUGCUAAAGAAGAUACAGGCGUUAAAGAAAGAAAAAGAAACUUUGGCUCAUCACUAUGAAAGGGAGGAAGAGUGUCUUACAAAUGAUCUAUCUCGUAAAUUAAACCAAUUGAGACAAGAAAAGUGUCGCCUCGAGCAGACAUUAGAGCAGGAACAAGAAUGUUUGGUUAAUAAAUUAAUGAGAAAAAUAGAAAAAUUGGAAGCUGAGACAUUUGCUAAGCAGACUAACUUAGAAAGACUUCGCAGGGAAAAGGUAGAAUUAGAAAAUACCUUAGAACAAGAACAAGAGGCGCUAGUAAAUAGGCUUUGGAAACGAAUGGAUAAGUUGGAGGCUGAAAAACGUUCACUACAAAUAAGAUUAGAUCAGCCAGUAUCAGAUCCAGCAAGUCCUAGGGACAUCAGUAAUGGAGAUACAGCAUCUAAUUUAAGUAGUCAUAUUCAAACUCUGAGAUCAGAAGUUGUCAAAUUGAGGAACCAACUGGCCUUUUCCCAGAAUGAAAGUAAAGAAAAAAUGCAACGUUUUGCACUAGAGGAGAAACAUAUUCGAGAAGAGAAUGUACGAUUACAUAGGAAAUUACAACAAGAGGUCGAACGUCGCGAAGCUUUGUGCCGACACCUUUCUGAAAGUGAAUCUUCUUUGGAGAUGGAAGAGGAACGCCAAUUUAAUGAGGCUCUAAAUGCGCGGUCCAGGAGCGUGUCUUCGCCGGGCGGGUCGCGGCCACUGUCUCCAUACGCUCUGCACAACCCAGCUAGACCGGCGCUGCACUUUAAUUCACAGCAAGCUCGUCGUGCUAGCGAGCGUUUCGUGAAGCCGGCAGUUCCCGGUGCGGGCGUUUCGUUGCCUCCCCGUGUGCCUCUAGAGUCGGGCUCCGCCCCCGCCCCGCCGGCGCCCCCCUCGCCCUCCAUGCAGCCCGCGAGCCCCAUGGACACAUCCACCAGAGAAUGA
This is a messenger RNA of Danaus chrysippus (African queen), 1233 nucleotides long. NCBI's taxonomy places the organism in Eukaryota, Metazoa, Arthropoda, Insecta, Lepidoptera, Nymphalidae. The record is from the annotation of a GenBank genome assembly.